Thamnophis sirtalis is the source of this 1191-nucleotide messenger RNA. The record is from RefSeq and is a predicted model, not a curated record. NCBI's taxonomy places the organism in Eukaryota, Metazoa, Chordata, Lepidosauria, Squamata, Natricidae.
AUGUUACCAUUGUGUUGUUUUACAGGUAAAGAUGAACCCAGCAGUUACACGUGUACAACAUGUAAACAGCCAUUCAACAGCGCCUGGUUUCUCUUGCAACAUGCACAGAACACUCAUGGAUUAAGAAUCUACUUAGAAAGUGAACAUGGAAGUCCUCUGACACCGCGGGUUGGUAUCCCAUCAGGACUAGGUGCAGAAUGCCCUUCUCAGCCACCACUCCAUGGGAUUCACAUUGCAGACAAUAAUCCUUUUAAUCUUCUUAGAAUACCUGGGUCAGUCGCGAGAGAAGCAUCAGGUCUUGGAGAAGGGCGUUUCCCUCCCACACCUCCUUUGUUUAGUCCCCCUCCAAGACAUCAUUUGGAUCCACAUCGCAUAGAACGCCUAGGUGCUGAAGAAAUGGCUCUUGCAACCCAUCACCCCAGUGCCUUCGACAGGGUGCUGCGACUCAACCCCAUGGCCAUGGAGCCUCCAGCAAUGGAUUUCUCCAGGCGGCUUAGGGAGUUAGCUGGAAACACCUCUAGUCCACCAUUGUCACCGAACCGGCCCAGCCCUAUGCAAAGGUUACUACAACCAUUCCAACCAGGCAGCAAGCCACCAUUUCUGGCAACACCUCCUCUUCCUCCUCUUCAGUCUGCUCCUCCUCCUUCUCAGCCUCCUAUCAAAUCCAAGUCCUGUGAAUUUUGUGGGAAAACCUUUAAAUUUCAGAGCAACUUAGUUGUCCAUCGUAGAAGCCACACUGGAGAAAAACCCUACAAGUGCAACCUUUGUGACCAUGCAUGCACUCAAGCAAGCAAGCUAAAACGCCACAUGAAAACACACAUGCACAAAUCCUCCCCAAUGACUGUGAAGUCAGAUGAUGGCCUCUCAACAGCCAGUUCCCCAGAGCCCGGAACCAGUGACCUUGUUGGCAGUGCUAGCAGUGCCCUCAAAUCUGUCGUGGCUAAGUUUAAAAAUGAGAAUGAUUCCAAUAUUAUUCCAGAAAAUGGGGAUGAAGAAGAGGAAGAAGAGGAGGAGGAGGAGGAAGAGGAGGAAGAAGAAGAGGAGGAAGAUUUGACUGAAAAUGAAAGGCCAGACUAUGGGUUUGGCAUCAAUCUAGAAGCAGCUCGGCACCAUGAAAACAAUUCCCGGUCUAUUGANUUGAAAAGAUCUUUAGCUAGCAAUAGAAAAAAGUUCUCCUAUAAUCAGUGGUGA